This is a messenger RNA of Oncorhynchus keta (chum salmon), 380 nucleotides long. RefSeq names its product little elongation complex subunit 1. NCBI's taxonomy places the organism in Eukaryota, Metazoa, Chordata, Actinopteri, Salmoniformes, Salmonidae. The transcript has 2 exons. The record is from RefSeq and is a predicted model, not a curated record. The annotation marks the transcript as partial.
AUUUCCCUGAGUCAGCUGAAGCUGGUUCUGUUCAGGUGACCACAUGGCCCAAUGUGUUCUCCUGCAGGACUGUAGUGUGCCAGGCCAUCCACACGGUCACCAAGGUCAAAGCUCACGGAGAGGUGCUCCACUGCCUAACUGCUUACCUGGGAUGGGAGACGAGUCCUCCGAGUGACGUGGAUCAGUUGGUGUCCCGCACGUUGACGUCCGUCAGAGCUGCAGCUGAGAUGACCUUCCAGAAACACCCGCGACAGGGACGGGACCUGAACCCCGUUGCCUGGCAACACGUCUUCGCCCUGGAGCUGCUCUGCUCUCACACACACUGGAAGUGGACCCAUGACAACCUACUGAGGUAGAAAGCAGACCUGCUAUUGGUUGUU